UUGCGCAAAAAAAGGCGCGAGCCUUGCUGCAUGUGUGCGCUCUCAGUUGAUGCAUGGUUCUUCAAGGAGCUCGUGUGCUUAGCAGUGGACAAAAAGUGGUGACUUAUUUAUCUUACAAAGUUCACUAUCCACGCAUAUUUUGCUAAAGAUGAGGUUAGAAUGCGAGACAGAAAUCUGCUAUCGGCUGCUAGAGUACCAGCGUUCUGGAGCAAGAUCCAAAAAGAAAGCUGCCUUCACAAUUAUCACAUUGUGUCGCAAGCCAGGAGAAACAAAACAACAGAAACAGAGCAUAUAUUUGCUACUGUGCACUGCAAAAAAUCCAGCAGGAACAAAGUAUAAGAUCUAUGGCAAUGUUGAGAGGCUCUUCACAAAGUGCGUUACUCAAGGGAAGGCUACUAUUCAACUACGAGAACCAAAACACAACUUGAUCAUUAGUAAGGCUGAUGUUUCAGAGCUGCGCCGGUUCUUGGAGUUAAUAAAUCUUGCGCACCAUGGUAAGGACCUUGAUCAAUCUGUGUUUUCUGGACCUCCAUCAAAAGUCACUCCCACCAAAGAAACCUUAGUUGUACGUCACCGGAGAAACUACCCGUCUGGUGGAUUUCCAAAAACACUAAAGACGUUGACAGUAGAGGGCUGCCCUUUGGCUCGGCUGGGUCAUGAUAUACUUGCACUGGGCAACCUUUGUAACCUCACAUUAGUUGGCAACAGCCUGAAGACACUGCCUCUCCAAAUGAGCAAUCUGCCCUUGCAAAAGUUGGUUGUUUCACAGAACAACAUUGAAAGGUUGCCUCCUGAGCUUUUUGAAGGCCAGCUUCUCAACUCCCUUCGGUACCUUGACAUUUCUGAAAACAAGCUUACUGUUCUACCAGACACAGUGUGUUGUGCACGAAAGCUAAUGACUCUGGUAGUAAAAAGCAAUCGUCUCCAAAAGCUCCCACAUGGUCUAGGUUUUAUGUCCUGCCUCACCGUCCUCGACGUGACAAGUAAUGCACUCAGAUUGCUGCCAUCCAGUCUGCUGAUGGGGAGAUUGAAUUAUAUCUCAAUUUGUGGCAACCCUUUGGACUGGUGCCAUGCCCCCAGAGGCUGCUACUAGCCAAGGACCACUACAUCUGCUUCAAUUGGCAGCUCAAGCUACUGCUGCCUGCGGAUACGGGAGGAAAGUGGAGUUGACAGCUGAGGAUGUUCCACGAUCUCUACUGGAGCUGCUGUGCACUGUUACCCCCUGUUACAGCUGCAAACAAUUUGUGAUCCCAGCUGCAGCACAUAGUGUGAUCCUCAAGGUGAAGCUCUCCCGAAUGGUUUUACCUUGUGGUGCAUUUGUGCGAAGAACUACAACAGACAUUGUGGUGCCUGUGGAGGCAAUUGUCUGCUCAACCAGGUGCCUCCCCUCAACCAGGUGCCUCCAUCAAUGAGAAGACCAUGCAAGGAGGCCAAAAUGUCCUUGCUCUCACUUUCACAUGGAUGUGGAGAAGACCUAUUAUAAUGGAACAUUAAACAAUGCAGAGAGAGCAGAAAGAACACCACAAUGGUGAUGUUCUUUGUUGUCUAGGUUUGAAUGACUGCUUGUUUGUAUUUAGUGAUCAAAACACCUGUAAAAAUAUAUACAGGAUGACAAAAACUGUUGUACCUUUAUCAUGCAUCUGUGCUUAAAAAAUGACUUCCACCAUAAGCCACAUCCCACUUCUGCUUGCAACUCUGCAUUGUUAUAACUUCAGUAUGCAGCUGCAGUGCUUAAAAAUGUCAAGAAACCAUAGACUCCAUUGCCAGUGCUCUAUCUAAGCAAAGGAGUCCAUAAAUUUCGGUAUGCUGAGUAAAAGCAGCCAAAUGUUCAAGUAGAAAAGUAGUAAGGCACAAGAAAUAUCUUUGGUCAAAAAUGACCGCGUUACUAUAUUGUUUCAUUCAUUAUGUCGAAAAGAGAUUGCUUUUCCAUAGAAGGGCGAGACAGUUACAGUGCCUGCCUUCAAUUUUCUAUUCCUUCUUCCCCUUUUGUAUUCUUCAGUGAUAAGUUACUAGUAAUAUUUUGAUUUUGUUAAUAACAGCAGUUGAAACAACAAAAAAAUGUUUGAUGUUUUAUGUAUUAGAAACACAUGUUAAAGUCAAUGUAAUUUUUGGGAGUGUUAAGACAUUUGAAACUACAAAUAGAAACGGGGUGCUUGCAUUUCAACUCAAUGCAUUUGAUUUAAAAAUGUGACAUUUGACCAUUUUGAAUAUUUGGCUAUGAUGAAAUAAAUGAAAGUAGUACUGUUAGAGAAAUCCUGUCUGUAAAUAUGACCAUGCACGUGGUGGCAUUUUGCAGCUG
Messenger RNA from Dermacentor silvarum, 2299 nucleotides. RefSeq names its product leucine-rich repeat protein 1 (gene Lrr47). Bases 149 to 1093 code for a protein of 314 amino acids. NCBI's taxonomy places the organism in Eukaryota, Metazoa, Arthropoda, Arachnida, Ixodida, Ixodidae. The record is from RefSeq and is a predicted model, not a curated record. Gene Ontology annotation, molecular function: protein binding. The transcript has 8 exons.